AUGGCCAGUCCGACGACCGACGGUUACGGCGGUCAGUCGUUACAGCUACCGUCUCGUCAGAUGCGGGCCAUAGACGAUGACCGCUACCAGCGUCGGCUCGACUUCGGAAAAACAGCGCUUGUCACCGCUACGAUUGCCACAUACGCGAUCCAGAUCUAA
Molecule: messenger RNA, 159 nt
Organism: Saprolegnia parasitica CBS 223.65
Lineage: Eukaryota; Oomycota; Saprolegniomycetes; Saprolegniales; Saprolegniaceae
Exons: 3
Coding region: 1-159 (52 amino acids)
Source: RefSeq, a predicted model, not a curated record